AUGAGGCAAAUAAGAGAAAGAGAUUUAACGCUCUCACAAAAUGCCUCAUCAGUUUUUUCUGAACAUAAUAUGGAAUAUUCUAAUAUGAUAGAUAUUUCUAACUAAAGCUAAUUAGAUUCUGAAUAAUUUAAAGACUAUUUUACAAUUAUUUACUCAGGAGAUUUGUCUUAGUUUAAAUUGAUUUAAGAAAAUAUUGAAAAAAAACUGUUUAGCUACAAUUUAAAAUAUUUAUAUUUGGUCAAUAUAAAUUAUUAUGAAAACAACAAAAAAUAUUUAGAAUAAUAUUUAAAAUUAAACCCUAAAUAGAACGAUUUAGUUAUUGCUCAUGGUAAUGUAGAAUCAAUUGAAGCUGACCAUGUUUAUUGCAUUUUGAAUGAUCACUUAGUUUACAUGUAAAAUGUUGAUGAUAAUAAUUUUAACUUACUUGCUUAAACUCUCUCUUUGAAAAUAAAUAAAGAACUUGAGAAAAUAUUCGUAAAAUAAAUAGAUUUUUGA
Messenger RNA from Tetrahymena thermophila SB210, 495 nucleotides. RefSeq lists its product as hypothetical. The transcript has a single exon. The record is from RefSeq and is a predicted model, not a curated record. Lineage: Eukaryota; Ciliophora; Oligohymenophorea; Hymenostomatida; Tetrahymenidae.